AUGCAUUUGAUUCUAAUCAUUCUGGAUAAUGCAAAGGACGUGUUUGGUGGCAAGGUAGUUAUGUUCGGCGGUGAUUUUAGACAGAUUUUGCCCGUUGUGCCCAAAGGGAGUCGCUCAGAUAUCGUACAUUCUGCCAUUAAUGCUUCUUACAUAUGGCGUGAUGUUCAAGUGUUUACCUUAACGCAAAAUAUGCGACUUCAGUCCGGGCCAAAUGAAUAUGAAAAGAAAGAAAUUGCAGAAUUCUCAAAAUGGCUGUUGCAAAUAGGUGAAGGAAAACUUUCUGAGCCAAAUGAUGGAUUCGCUGACAUUGCAUUUCCACCGGAACUAUUAAUUACAGAUUAUGACGACCCCGUUGUUGCCAUUGUCAGUAGUACAUACCCCGAUUUUAUCCUUCAUUACCAGACUAACGACUACCUCAAAAGUCGCGCGAUACUUGCUUCUACAUUAGAAGUUGUUGAUCAGAUAAACAAUCAUGUCCUUGAUUUGAUGCCAGGGGAGAUAAAAGAUUAUUACAGCUCAAAUAUUGUUGAUAAGUCCGAGAUUCAUGACACCAAUGUAGUCGAUAUCCUCACACCUGAGUUUCUCAGUUCACUAAGUACUUCGGGGUUACCUAACCAUCACAUUAAGUUGAAGGUUGGAACACCUGUUAUGCUUAUGCAAAACAUCGAUCAAUCGGAGGGUUUGUGUAACGGCACUCGAGUAAUGAUAACUAAGAUGGCCAACCAUGUCAUCGAAGCGAGAGUAAUGGUCGGAAAAGGUUAUGGAAACUUGGUGUACAUCCCUCGAAUGGAUAUGUCACCCUCACAAUCCCAUUGGCCUUUCAAACUCCAACGGCGUCAAUUUCCAAUAGUGGUCUCGUAUGCAAUGACGAUCAACAAGUCUCAAGGACAGUCUCUAGAUACAGUGGGACUUUACUUGCCAAGAGACGUAUUCACUCAUGGGCAAAUAUAUGUUGCAAUAUCAAGGGUCACAACAAAACAAGGAAUAAAAAUAUUGGUAUACGAUGAAAAUGACAAGUUCAAGUCGACAACUACCAAUGUUGUUUACAAAGAGGUUGGUUUAAUAAGUGCUCUUAUUCAUGAUAUUAAAAGGCAACCCGCAGAAUCAAGUUCUAUUGGUGGAUAA
Messenger RNA from Vicia villosa (hairy vetch), 1125 nucleotides. Its product is annotated as ATP-dependent DNA helicase pfh1-like. The record is from RefSeq and is a predicted model, not a curated record. Lineage: Eukaryota; Viridiplantae; Streptophyta; Magnoliopsida; Fabales; Fabaceae. Gene Ontology annotation, molecular function: DNA helicase activity. Gene Ontology annotation, biological process: telomere maintenance; DNA repair. The transcript is spliced from 3 exons. The coding region runs from base 1 to 1125 and encodes 374 amino acids.